Molecule: messenger RNA, 963 nt
Organism: Didymella exigua CBS 183.55
Lineage: Eukaryota; Fungi; Ascomycota; Dothideomycetes; Pleosporales; Didymellaceae
Product: mitochondrial deoxynucleotide carrier
Exons: 3
Coding region: 1-963 (320 amino acids)
Biological process (GO): thiamine pyrophosphate transmembrane transport
Cellular component (GO): mitochondrial inner membrane
Molecular function (GO): thiamine transmembrane transporter activity
Source: RefSeq, a predicted model, not a curated record
AUGUCUGAGGGUGUCGCUCAGCUCAAGCAUGAGGGCUCGCAGCGACAGGUAGUGGUGGCCGGCGCUGUCGCAGGCCUUGUGUCGCGCUUCGUCAUAGCCCCCCUCGAUGUUGUCAAGAUCCGGCUCCAGCUUCAGAUCCACUCGCUCUCCGACCCGCUGAGUGUGCAGGGCAUCAAUGGCCCCGUCUACAAGGGAACGCUGGGCACGCUCCGGCAGAUCCUGCAGCAUGAAGGCGUGACCGGGCUGUGGAAGGGCAACAUCCCCGCCGAGCUGAUGUACCUGGCCUACGGCAGCAUCCAGUUCUCCGCGUACACGUAUGCGUCGUCGCUGCUGGAGCAUCCCGAUGUGCCCGUCCGCCUCCCCGGGUCGGCCGUCAGCUUCCUCAGCGGCGCUGCGGCCGGCGCUGCGGCAACCACGGUCACGUACCCGCUGGAUCUGCUGCGCACGCGCUUCGCUGCGCAGGGCACCGAGCGCGUGUACAGCUCAAUCGCAGCGUCUGUGAGGCAGAUUGCACAGCAAGAAGGUCCUGCGGGCUUCUUCCGCGGACUUGGUGCUGGCGUGAGCCAGAUCGUGCCAUACAUGGGUCUCUUCUUUGCCAGCUACGAAGCGCUGAAGCCGCUUGUAGCAGAGUCGCCGGUUUCCUUGCCGUUUGGCACGUCCGACGCCGCUGCAGGCGUGAUUGCCAGCAUCCUUUCCAAGACCGCCGUGUAUCCGCUCGAUACAACGCGCAAGCGUCUCCAGGUGCAGGGGCCGAUGUUGACGCGCUACGUUCACGGCAAUAUACCCGAGUACAAGGGCGUUAUCAGCACUGUGUUGAGGAUAUGGAGGCAGGAGGGGAGACGAGGCAUGUACCGUGGGCUGACGGUCAGCCUGAUCAAGGCUGCGCCUGCGAGCGCCGUUACUAUGUGGACAUAUGAACGAGCCAUGGCAGCCAUGCUGGCUUGGGAAGACGCGCGAACAUAG